CGACCAUAAACUGGCGUAAUGGCUAUCAAGCUCAUUGUGCCCAUCGACGAGGCCGGGCCCUCCUCUGCCCAGAUCGCAGGGAACCAUGUCCCGCAACCCGGCGGCGUCCCCGCCCCAGACCCGAACCAGACCACCGAGCCUCGCCCGCCACCGGCCACGGACCCGGAGGGCCUAGAGUUCAACGUGCGGCCCCUGAGCAGCGCCAAGGGCAUCAUGGUCAAAGUGCAGCCGCCCAAGGCGCCCGAGGGGGUGCCGGCCGACUACCAUGUGCCCUGCGAUAUCGUCCUGGUCAUCGACGUGUCCUCGAGCAUGAACACCACGGCCGUGCCGCCCGCCAGGGAGGGCGAGGCCCCCGAGAACCACGGCUUCAGCACGCUCGACCUGGUCAAGCACGCCGCCCUCACCAUUCUGGCCACCCUGGACGGGCGGGACAGGCUUGGCAUUGUCAAGUUCAGCUCCAAGGCAAAGGUGGUGAUGGAGCUUCUGCCCAUGACCGAGGAGAACAAGGGGUUUGCCAAGAAAGAGCUCCUGAAGCUUCGACCGGACGGGCUGACUGCCAUUUGGGACGGCAUCGCCGCCGGGUUUAGCGUCUUUGAAGGGAAGCAGGAUGGCAGCAACAGGGUUCCUGCCAUCAUGUUCAUGACUGACGGCGUGCCGACCGACGAGAGCCGCCACCACAGAGGCUACGUACGCAAGCUACAAACGGUCGCCCCUUUCCCGGCCCCCAUCCACACCUUCGGCUUUGGAUAUAAUCUCCAUUCGGGUACCCUGAAGUCCAUCUCCGAGGUCACUGGUGGCCACUAUGCCUUCAUCCCCGACUGCGGAAUGAUUGGCACCGUCUUCAUCCACGCCGUCGCCAACCUACAGUCUACAUAUGCGACCGAGGCCCAGCUGAAGAUCAACUUCCCGACAACCCUGGGUCUCAAAGCAGCCAUGGGAAAGAGCCUUCAGAUCUCAACCACGGAGGAGGAGGAGGGACCUGACAGUGGACAAGAGGCCAAGCGGUCAUGCCUGACUGUCGGCCUCGGGGCCUUGCAGUUCGGAAUGUCCAAGGACCUCUAUUUUGAGCACAAUGGAGAGAUGGCUCAGCUGGAAGGCUACCUCUCGGCCGAUCAGACCGUGGCGGCCGAGCUCAGCUAUAAGACGGUGGGCGGCGAGCGCCGCACCAUGAAGUUGGACAGGAACCCGUUCCGCGCCGACGACCCGCCCGAGGCCGAGGUCGCCUACCACGUGUCCCGCUCGAUGCUCUGCAACUUCCUCUCGUCCCUCUUCCCCUUCUCGGACGACGACCAGCGCCUGCUGUACGCCUGGGGCAUCGAGAAGACGCUGUGCGAGGACCGCAUCCCCAUCGACUCGGAGAUCGCCGCGCGGCUGGACGGCGUCAAGCGGGCCAUGCCUGCGUGGGGUCGGGUUUUCGAGUGUCUGGACUGCAAGUCCCUGAUCAUGGACGUCGAGGGCCACGAGCCGAACGGCCAGGUGGGGCUGGCCCUGUCGUGCGGCGAAUACUGGGGGCGCUGGGGCGGCCACUACCUGCUUGGCCUGCUCGACGCGCACGCGCGCCAGGCCUGCAACUCGUUCAAGGACCCCGGCCCGAGCCGCUACGGGCUCGCCAGCCCCCUGUUCGCCGCCUGCCGCGACCGCCUGGACCUCGCCUUUGACGCCGUCGAGCCCCCGACGCCGUGCGAGCGGCCCCCGCCCCCGUACAGCAGCGGCGGCGGCGUCGGAGCCGUCGCCGUCAGCAGCCAUCGGCAACCGUACUCCAUGAGCAUCAUGUACAACAACGCCAGCGCGCCCUGCUUCGCCGGCGACACGCGCGUCCGCCUGGCCGGUGCCCACGCCUUCCUGGUUGCCGGGCCCGCCACCGACGCGGACUCGCCCCCGGCCGCCCUGUGGGGUGUAUGCCUCGGCCACGGCCUGGUGGGUAGGAGGAGCGGCGAGGAAGAGGAGGAGGAGGAGGAGGCGGGUGAUGUCCGGAACCACGAGUUCUGGGGCGACCACGCCCGCGUCUCUGCCGAGAUGGCGCGCCUCCCGCGGGGCGGCCGCGACGGCGUCGUGCUCUGCGGCGGCGUCAGGCGGUCUAGAGCCACGGGCAGGACGGUUGGGCUUCGGAAGCCCGGGCCGUCGCGCGGCCUGGCGAAGGCCGGGAAGGCGGCGGCUUGGAAGCUGCGAGGACGCUUUGUUAAGGCGGCAAGGUCGUCGAGGAAGGGCCUUGUGUCUGCGGUUUGAUGGGUGCUUUCUCGGGAUUGGCGUUGGUGAUAUCAUUCCCUGCCUGCGUCAUUGGCACCGGAACUUGCAUAAUGAAUGGACUGGGCCCCUUUCUUCCUCUAACCUUCACCUACAGAUAGCUACGGGCGCUUUGAGCAUUUGG
Gaeumannomyces tritici R3-111a-1 is the source of this 2368-nucleotide messenger RNA. RefSeq lists its product as hypothetical. The record is from RefSeq and is a predicted model, not a curated record. Lineage: Eukaryota; Fungi; Ascomycota; Sordariomycetes; Magnaporthales; Magnaporthaceae. The transcript is spliced from 6 exons. The coding region runs from base 19 to 2226 and encodes 735 amino acids.